AUGGCUGCCACUAUUCGUACCGACCUUCCAGGUAACCUGGGGGACAAGCCCCUGGAGAAGAAGCCCAUCAAGUUCUCCAAUUUGCUUCUCGGCGCUGGUCUCAACCUUUUCGAGGUUACCACCCUCGGACAGCCUUUCGAGGUCGUCAAGACCACCAUGGCUGCCAACCGAGGUGACAGCAUGGCUACGGCUUUGGGACGCGUCUGGAGCCGUGGUGGUGUUCUGGGCUUCUACCAAGGUCUUAUCCCCUGGGCCUGGAUUGAAGCAUCCAGCAAGGGCGCCGUCCUUCUCUUCGUCGCUUCCGAGGCCGAGUACUACGCCCGCAAGGCCGGCGCCUCCGAGUUCGGCAGUGGUAUCUUUGGUGGUGUCACCGGUGGUGUUGCCCAAGCCUAUGCCACCAUGGGUUUCUGCACCUGCAUGAAGACGGUCGAGAUCACCAAGCACAAGCUCGCUGCCACCGGUGUCAAGCCUCAGUCUACCUUCCAGACCUUUGGCGAGAUCUACCGCAAGGAGGGUAUUCGUGGUAUCAACAAGGGUGUUAAUGCCGUUGCUAUCCGCCAGAUGACCAACUGGGGUAGCCGAUUCGGUCUCAGCCGUCUCGCUGAGGGUUGGAUCAAGAGCGCCACCGGCAAGAAGGAGAGCGACAAGCUCUCUACAGGCGAGAAGAUCCUCGCCAGUGCCUUGGGUGGUGGUCUCAGCGCCUGGAACCAGCCUAUUGAGGUUAUCCGCGUUGAGAUGCAGAGCAAGAAGGAGGAUCCCAACCGUCCCAAGAAGAUGACGGUUGGCAACACCUUCAAGUACAUUUACGAGAGCAACGGCGUCAAGGGUCUUUACCGUGGUAUUGCUCCCCGUAUCUCUCUCGGUAUUUGGCAGACAGUCUGCAUGGUUGCGUUUGGCGACAUGGCCAAGGCUUAUGUCGAGAAGGUGACCGGCGAGGCGGUUACCGCUAAGCAUUAG
Fusarium sp. VM40 is the source of this 957-nucleotide messenger RNA. NCBI's taxonomy places the organism in Eukaryota, Fungi, Ascomycota, Sordariomycetes, Hypocreales, Nectriaceae. The record is from the annotation of a GenBank genome assembly.